AUGAGUUCGUUCAUUAGUCGAAAGGCUGCCAAUCGAUUGGGAUGGCCUAAAACACCUUGCUCGUUCGAAGUUAACGGACUCAAUUCGAUGCAAACGAAACUGAAUCAGGGGCAAAUAAGUUUCUCUAAGCAACCUCGUCAUCUGGAGUCACCGGUGUUUCAUUUGGAGGCUAUUAUCACAGAUCGGGUUUGCUCGGAUUUGCCCAGCACCCAAAUAGAUAUUUCUGCUUGGAAUUAUAUUAAAAAUUUGAAGUUAGCUGAUCCCAAAUUUAAUUGUAGUCAAUCGGUCGAUUUGUUAAUUGGUUGUAGUAUAUUUUCGAAGGUGUUGUUAGAGGGUAAAAUUGAAGGUAAACCGGGACAACCUGAUGCCCUAAAUACCGUUUUUGGAUAUAUUUUGUUGGGCCCAACUAGCACACCUAACCUUUCGUCGACGUCGCUUGUUUGUCUUUCAAAUGUGGAAGACUCGUUAGAUUCUUCGUUAAGGAAAUUUUGGGAACUGGAGAACAUAUCGGAAGAGCCAGUUUCAGAACCGGAAGACGUUCUGUGCGAAACCAUGUAUCGGGAAACACAUAGUCGGGACGUCUCGGGAAAAUAUGUUGUGUCUUUGCCUUUUCGUGAAUCGCCGCCUUGUUUAAAAGAUAGCUAUGAUGUUGCUUUGAACAGAUUUAUUUCGUUGGAACGUCGCUUGUUUCGUCAGCCGGGUUUGCAAAAGGAAUAUUCGUCCCAUAUGCAGGAGUAUAUUGAUUUAGGUCAUAUGCAAUUGGUUCCUGAGGGCGAAAAGACAAAGGGAAAGUAUUAUAUCCCACAUCAUUGUGUUGUUAAAUCGGAAAGUGUCUCUACUAAAAUUCGAGUGGUAUAUAAUGCGUCUCAGAAAAGUCCCAGACUUGGUAAAUCGUUGAAUGAUUAUUUAUUAGUCGGUCCUAAGCUACAACAGGACAUCGUCUCGCUUUUGUUAAAUUUUAGACUUAAUCGUUUUGCGUUGUGUGCAGAUAUUCGUCAGAUGUAUCGUAAUAUUUUAGUAGUUCCUGAGCAUACGGAUUAUCAACGUGUGUUAUGGAGAUUUUCUAGCUUUGAGGAGAUUCAGGAAUAUCGUUUGUUAACUGUCACUUUUGGAGUUGUAUCCUCGCCGUAUCUCGCUCUAAGAACUCUUCAACAACUAGUGUUGGACGAAGGCUCUCGUUUUCCUAAAGCCGCCUCGCUCGUUUGUAAUGCUUCGUAUAUUGAUGAUUUUGUUUUCGGUGCUUCGACGCUCGAAGAAGCACAAAGUUUAGUUGAAGAAUUAGUCGCUUUGUUGAAGUUAGGAGGCUUUGAGUUACGGAAAUGGUGUUCGAACGAACCCAACUUGUUGUCGCAAUUUCCUGAAUCGCAUAUUAAUCCUCAUUCUAUUAAUCUUGAUCCAGAAUCAAAUGGUCCUUCUUUAAAAAUCCUUGGUUUGAAGUAG
Molecule: messenger RNA, 1440 nt
Organism: Diabrotica virgifera virgifera (western corn rootworm)
Lineage: Eukaryota; Metazoa; Arthropoda; Insecta; Coleoptera; Chrysomelidae
Exons: 1
Coding region: 1-1440 (479 amino acids)
Source: RefSeq, a predicted model, not a curated record